This is a messenger RNA of Puccinia graminis f. sp. tritici CRL 75-36-700-3, 291 nucleotides long. RefSeq lists its product as uncharacterized. Lineage: Eukaryota; Fungi; Basidiomycota; Pucciniomycetes; Pucciniales; Pucciniaceae. The record is from RefSeq and is a predicted model, not a curated record. Bases 1 to 291 code for a protein of 96 amino acids. The transcript has a single exon.
AUGGCGGGGUGGUUCGGUCAAAAACUGAGGGGAAUGGCAUUGAUUUCGAUCGGAACUGUCAUGGACAUGCUUAAGGCCAAACCCGUCCAUUCAUGUUUGACUGCACCAGUACCACCGCUCGGCAAUCGACUGGCUGAGGUCGGCCUGUUCCCGACCCCACUUUUUUAUGCCGGUGGGGGGACCCUUCGUGGGGAGCUCAUGAUCAUGUACAUAGCCUUCGGGAGGGCUCGUACGGCCGGACGGCAUCCACACUUCAAGUACCCUCCAGGGAAUCCAUCAAAUUGGUUCUGA